Molecule: messenger RNA, 1737 nt
Organism: Dothidotthia symphoricarpi CBS 119687
Lineage: Eukaryota; Fungi; Ascomycota; Dothideomycetes; Pleosporales; Dothidotthiaceae
Exons: 4
Coding region: 1-1737 (578 amino acids)
Source: RefSeq, a predicted model, not a curated record
AUGUCAGGUAUCGAAGUUGGAGGGCUUGUUUUGGCUUGUCUUCCUCUCCUAAUACAAGGCAUCGAAUCAUACAAUGAGGGACUUGACCCUAUCAAGAGCUUUGUUAGAUGGGAGCGAGAACUCCCACAGUUCAUUCGAAAGCUCAGAAACCAACACGUUCACUAUGCUCAAACAGUUCGCAUCCUCCUCGAACCCAUUACCUCCGACGCUGAACUCGCCGAAAUGAUGGCCGAUCCCGGCUCCUCGAAAUUGUGGAAGGAUAAAGAGAUGGAUAUCAAGCUUCAGGACAAGCUGCAAGAGUCGUUCCAGGCAUACCAAAGUACGAUUGGCGAUAUUGAACGGAUAACGAAGAAGAUCGCGAGCAAGUUGGACCUCGAUCGCGCACGCGAGCUCACGCGCAAUGACCUCGAAGCAAUCCUUGUCGCGAAUCCGAAGAAGGCAAACGACAAAUACGAGAUCAGAAAACGUAUAAGAUUCGGAAUGACGAAGAAGAGCAUUAAGGCACUUUUAGAAGAGCUCGAUGACUGCAACAAGGAACUCGAACGCUUCACCGACAAAAGCGAGAAAAUCGAGACCUACCGAAAAUCGGUCAAACCUUCUUUCGCAACUCGACUACAGCAGAUACAAGGAUACGCCAAGAACCUGCACGAGUCGUUGUGCUGGUCGUGCGCAUGCAAGUUGUCGCACAAGACCAGCCUGAAAUUGGAGCCUCGAGGAAUUCUUUACGCCACAGGAUCCAGAAAAGGGGUCGAUCAUCUGAAGACUUGUUUCUCUGUGUCGUUCUCGACGGCGCCUGCAGACGACAAUGGCACAUCUUGGAUACGGCAAGCUGCUGAGAUACAAGUGGAAGAAUAUGUAACGGCUCUUGCUCCGCCGCCAUCACCAAGGCCAAGAACAUCCAAAAGCGUCAGUUUUAGUUCGCUUCCACCAUACUCUGUAGCCGACAUAAAUGCACACUUUUCUGCAGCACAGUCCCUACAGGAGGUUGAAGAUCUAUGUGCUUCGAUCGGAAAAUUUUACAAGCAAGCUUCAUGUAUAGGUUUUUCCCUUGACAGUAAGAGCAAGCUACGAGGCGCCUAUGCAGUUGAGACGGUUGAGUCAUACGUCCCUCCCUCAGAGCUAGUAUCGCUUGAAACUCUUCUAAGUAGUCCUCCAAUUGUGAAUGGCAGGCGUGCGAAACUUAGCAAGAAGGAACGAUACAGCUUAGCCCUGACAUUGGCAUCCAGCGUGCUCUACCUGAACUCGACGCCGUGGCUUGUAGAUCAAUGGACAGCGAAAGACAUUCUAUUUCACCAAACGUUGACUUCGUCACGACCGAUCGACAUCGAUCGACCAUACGUUGUUCCCACAAUCGAGCUCUCAAACCCCCUACUAAAUGGACAGCGACCCCGCGGCUUUCACAACAAGAACACUGUGCUUCUUGCCCUCGCGAUGGCUCUUCUUGAGCUCUACUUUGGAACAACCGCCGAGAAGUACCAGGAAUCUGAACAUGGGGCGAGCGACCCGUCAUUUGCCCAAAAUCCAUGGAUGUUAUGCUCAAUGGUGCAUACGUGGGCGGAGGAGUCUCAAGAGGAUCUGUCUGCCGCCUUUUUGAGUGCUGUCAGACAUUGUCUGAGGUGCUUCAGUGACCCUGGUGCCAGUCUGCAAGACGCAGAAUUCCUCCAGGCAGCAGUAGAGGGCAUAGUACUGCCGCUUCAGGAAGAACUCUACCAGUUCCUAGGCAAGUCAAUGACCUGA